AUGGAUCCUGCUUGGACCUAUUUUAAAAAACUUGGACAUGUUCCAGGUUUUAAGCAAAAAAGACGUUUAUGCACAUUAUGCAAUACUCAAAUUAAUGAUGCUAUCAGACAAGCUCAUAUUCAUAAUAAAAAUUAUCCAAAUAUGACAGCAGAACAAAAAAAAAUAUGCUUACAACAAACAAAAUCUACAAAAUCAAAUUUAACUCAAAUAGUUAAUUUACCAGCAAAAACUUCAACAAAUAUAGAAA
Messenger RNA from Racocetra fulgida, 247 nucleotides. The record is from the annotation of a GenBank genome assembly. NCBI's taxonomy places the organism in Eukaryota, Fungi, Glomeromycota, Glomeromycetes, Diversisporales, Gigasporaceae.